Eurytemora carolleeae is the source of this 1591-nucleotide messenger RNA. RefSeq names its product guanylate kinase. The transcript has 8 exons. Gene Ontology annotation, cellular component: cytosol. Gene Ontology annotation, biological process: purine nucleotide metabolic process. The coding region runs from base 796 to 1464 and encodes 222 amino acids. NCBI's taxonomy places the organism in Eukaryota, Metazoa, Arthropoda, Copepoda, Calanoida, Temoridae. Gene Ontology annotation, molecular function: GMP kinase activity. The record is from RefSeq and is a predicted model, not a curated record.
CUAGUUCUCCGGUUCUCCGGUUCCCUGGUUCCCUGGUUCUCCGAUUCCCUGGUUCUCCGGUUCUCUAGUUCUCUAGUUCUCCGGUUAUCUUGUUCUCCAGUACUCUGGAUCUAUUUUCCCUUUUUCUUUAGUUCCCUGAUCGAAGAGUCGUGUAGAUAUAGAACUCAGAGUUGAAUAAAAUCAUGAUUCAAGAUUAUUUAUGCAGAGAAAUAUUAACACUCCAGAGUUAAAAUCUUAAGUCUCGGAAUACUUGAAACUUCAGGUUUCUUUUUUGUACUUUUUUUCAUUUAAUUCAGAGUUCGCAAAUUUUCCAUUUAGCAGGAUCUAAAUUAAGAGGUUUAAAAAAUAUUAGACAUUUUUGUAUUCUUCUGUUCAGAACAAAAAACUAAUAGGUUUAUUCAGUUCUCUCCAAAUGUUUUCACGUUUUUAAGUUCUUCAGCUAAACACAGAUCAGAAGUCAACGCUUUUUAAGGAAAUAUUCAAAGUUUAAAUGGAGAAACUUCGCAAUUUUAAAUGUAUGAAGCUACGACUCAGGAAGAUCUGAAGGAACUGGGAAUUUGAGAAUAUAAAUAUUCAAACACAUGCUGUCAGCUUUCUUCAAAAUUAACAACACUUCAUGCUUAGUAAAUCUUACUAUAUGCGUGAAUGAUAGCUUAAGACUGUUAGACAGUUAGAUAGAAAGCUAUACGUUUUUUGGCGAAUUUCCAUUUGUUCAUUAGUUUAGUCUACAAAACAUCUGCGAGACAUUUUGGAUUUAGUGAUUGGUGAAAUAGAGUUGAACUACAAGGUUUUGUGAUGAAACUGCUCAGUUUAAGACGAACUAUGUAUUCAUAUCUGGGGAAAGGAAGUGUAUUUAAAGAAGAUUCAGGUUCCUUCCCUCUUGUCCUGUGUGGUCCUAGUGGAUCAGGGAAAUCUACAGUCAUGAAGAAGUUGAUGGAAGAGUUUAGAGAUAUGUUUGGUUUCUCUGUAUCUCACACAACUCGUCAACCAAGACCUGGAGAAGAGGACGGGAAGGAUUAUCAUUUCAUCUCCAGGGAGAAAAUGGAGGAGAUGAUUGCUGGAGGAGGUUUUUUAGAGCACGCUAGUUUCUCAGGAAACCAUUAUGGAACUAGCAAAGACUCUGUACUCCAUGUACUCAGUACAGGAAAGAUUUGUAUCCUGGAUAUUGAUGUGCAAGGUGUGAAAGCUGUCAAGAAAACGAAUUUAAAUGCAAAGUAUGUUUUUAUAAAACCUCCAUCACUUGAAGUACUUGAAGAGAGAUUGAGGGCGAGAGGAACAGAAACAGAAGAAUCAUUAUCUAAGAGGUUGGGGGCAGCAGCUGCUGAGAUGGAGUAUGGAGAAACAAAAGGAAACUUCGACACAAUAAUCGUGAACGACUCCUUAGAAAAUGCAUACUCAGCCCUGAGAACCUUUAUCCUGCCUGAUAUAGAAGCAAUCAAAGCUAAACAAGGCACUUCAGCCUAAACUGCAUUUUGCCAAUAUUUUAAUUGAAGAUGCAUUCUAGGAGUGCAUUGUUGUAUCCAAAACUGAUAUAUUUAAGUAUUAAUAAAUAUAUAUAUAUAUGUAUAAAAUAAAUGCAUUUUAUAUACAA